CCCUUGUGAAUGUCUAGGUUUAAAAAAACAAGCAACGAGCAUUUUUCGUUGGUGGAAUUCAAAUUGUAUAUUUUUGAUUCAUUUACUCCCAAAAUUCCAAAUUAAUAAUGAAAUUAUUAACAGAAACUAAUGGUGGCAAACUUUUGAUAAAAUCCGAAGACGAGGAAGAGGGUGAACCACAUCCCCAUUGCGCUCAUGGUCCAACUUUAUUGUUUUAUUACGAGAACAUAGGACCGAAGGAGGGUUAUUAUGCCUGUUCGGCAUAUAGAGAUAAAAAAUUGUGCUCCUUUAAUUUGCCGGUCAAGGAAUUGACAACAAAACAUUUGAGUCGUGUGUAUGAUGUGUCCACUUUGCAGUUUAGGAAUUUAAGGGAAAAGUUUCUAGAUUCCACUUAUGAAACUCAAAAACAUUAUUGUUUAACCUGCAAUGAACCUCUCAAAGAAAGUGAUCUGCAGCCUCACCUGAAACAUGAAGUUAAACGAAAUCUUGCCACUAGACUAAUUAAUAAUCCCACCAUGUUUCUAACGCCUUUGGAUAAUGACAAGGCCCAAGCUCAGUACUUUUUUGAUGACAAAGCUUUGCAGUUUUUCGAGAAUUGUUUUAAUGACUUGAAAAUAACUAAAGUUAUUUGCAUAGGAGCCCCACGUUUACAUGCUCAUCUAACAAACAUGUGUUCGGCGAAUAUAAAAAGUUUCUUAUUGGAUUUUGAUUAUCGUUUUUAUUACUUUUACAAUGACCAGGAGUUUGCUUGGUAUAACAUGUGCAACAACCAUUUUUUUGACGAACUGCAGAAGCAAGAAUUUUUUAGAUUUUUAAAGUGUAAAAGCAAUGAAAGAGUCUUGAUAUUUACUGAUCCUCCCUUUGGCUGUCGCACAGAACCGGUGGCAGCUACAUUGCUUAAACUCACCAAACUUUAUAAUCGCAUCAAUCAAUUGCCAUAUCAACCUUUACCCAUUUUUUGGAUAUUUCCCUAUUUCUCGGCCCACUACAUACAGCAACAAAUGCCAGCUCUACAAAUGUCCGAUUAUAAAAUAAAUUAUACAAAUCAUACGUCCUAUACCGAUAUGGGCAAUAAGUCUCGUAAAUUAGGCUCACCGGUGCGUAUUUUCACCAAUGUCCCAUUGCAGCUUUUAAAAUUGCCAAUACAAGAACAAUAUAAAUAUUGUUGUAAAUGUGAAAAAUAUACCGCUUUGGAAAAUCGCCAUUGCGUAAAAUGCAACUCAUGUCCGUCCAAAAAUGGAGCCACCUAUAAGCACUGCGAUCUGUGUGGUCUAUGUGUUAAACCUUACUAUGUGCAUUGUAACAAUUGUCGCCGUUGUACUCAAUUGGAGGGCCACAACUGCUCGGAGUAUCAAAAUAAACAGAAAUGUUGGAUUUGUCGUGAAGUGGGCCAUACGGAGCAGAAAUGUUCAUAUUGGCAAAGAAAAAUGAAAUGUAGUAAUAUAUUUCCUCGCUAUAGUUUAAAUGCAAAAGAAACUGAAAUUGUUUGCCUUUUGUGUAAGUUCAAAGGUCACAACGAAAUGAUGUGUGAUAAAAGAGAUAAGUAUUUCAAAGAAUUUACUUUUAUGAGUGAAACUCAAUUGUUGGAAAAGGUUUGAGUAAGAAGUUUUUUUAAGUGGAACAUCAUUAUUUGACGGAAAGUAGUUUUAAGUUUUAAAUAAAAAUGUUGAUUAUAUUUUUUUU
This is a messenger RNA of Calliphora vicina (urban bluebottle blowfly), 1683 nucleotides long. Its product is annotated as rRNA N6-adenosine-methyltransferase ZCCHC4. The transcript has 5 exons. Bases 108 to 1598 code for a protein of 496 amino acids. Gene Ontology annotation, molecular function: rRNA (adenine-N6-)-methyltransferase activity. Lineage: Eukaryota; Metazoa; Arthropoda; Insecta; Diptera; Calliphoridae. Gene Ontology annotation, cellular component: cytoplasm; nucleolus. The record is from RefSeq and is a predicted model, not a curated record. Gene Ontology annotation, biological process: rRNA methylation.